This is a messenger RNA of Anoplopoma fimbria (sablefish), 3837 nucleotides long. It is a transcript of the gene cracr2ab, whose product is annotated as calcium release activated channel regulator 2Ab. Bases 654 to 3113 code for a protein of 819 amino acids. The transcript has 18 exons. Gene Ontology annotation, molecular function: calcium ion binding; GTP binding; GTPase activity. NCBI's taxonomy places the organism in Eukaryota, Metazoa, Chordata, Actinopteri, Perciformes, Anoplopomatidae. The record is from RefSeq and is a predicted model, not a curated record.
UUAUUAACCAAUAAACAUUUGAAAACCCUUGAAAAAAUUAAAUCCGUCAUAACCAUAAUCCUAAUCUAUAAUUUUAUGAUUAAAAUCCUGUAAUGCCAAACUGCAAGCAGCCAUUUAUAGUAAUAAAACCGCUGUUAAGAAUUCAUAACAUUCCAGAUGCUAGUGUGUUCUUGAGUCAGCUGUUGUAAGACGAUAUAAACAUGUUGCAUGCAUGUAGACCGCUUAAGACCCUCGGUGUGGGAGCAGAGUGUGGACGCGGGCUGAAAAGCCUCCGGCCGCUUCCUCAUGACAUCACAUGGUUGCAGAAUGACUUCUCUAACAUUCAUCUGUGAGGCAAGACUUCCUCAGCACAGAGCGCGCUCACUGCUCUGUUCAUACUGAGAGAAGAAGAAAAAAAAAAAAGGCGUCAGUUUCUUGUGCUUAUCGUUUGUAAAAGGAGCCUGCAACCAUUUUAGGCAUAUUCAUAAGACAAAAAGUUAUCAGUGAUCUCAUCACCUGAUGCUACUUCCUCUCUUUGUCGUCAUGGCGACUGUAAGAGCCCCAGAGCACUGGAUACAGGGCCAGUAAGGAGGCCUGAUGUCUGAUUCCACCCCUGAAUGAACUGAAAUUCCUGCUACUUACACAGCGUGCUGCUCUGUAAAAAAAAGGCAGGCAUGGAGGAGGAAGGCAAGGUGAACGGCCUCGGACUGACCCCAGGGACGAGGCGCUCAGACUGGGGGAGAAUCGCCCUGCUGGACAAGACCAAGGAGUUCUUCCAGACCUGCGAUGUGGAGGGCAAAGGCUUUAUUACCCGCACCGAUAUGAGGAGGCUCCACAGACAGCUGCCUCUGUCUGCGGAGGAGCUGGAGGAUGUGUUUGACUCUCUGGAUACAGACCGCACCGGUUACCUCACGCUGGAGGCAUUCUCCUCUGGAUUCAGUCAGUUCCUGCAUGGCCGGAGGAUCUCUGUGGCUGAUGACCAGAAUCAGGCCCCCGGCCCUGUCAUUAGGGCCAAGGAAGCCCUUUAUCAGAGCCAAUGGGAAGCCAAGCUGUCAGGAGGUGAAGACGAGGAAGAGGGGCACUUCUGCAUGCUGCUGGAAAGCCUGGGGGCCAGUAAUGUGUUUGAGGAUCCAGACGAGGUGCGCAGUCUUUGGGCUCGGCUCAGGCGGGAUGAGCCUCAUCUCUUGUCCAAUUUUGAGGAGUUCCUGGCCAGGGUCACCCACCAGAUCAAAGACGCCCACAAGGAGAAGAAGGAGAUGGAGAGCGCCCUACAGAGGAAGGCCGCAACACAUGACAGCGAGAUCCGUUAUUUAUACGAAGAGAUGGAGGCGCAGAUCAACAACGAGAAGGACAGGCUGAUACUAAAGGAUUCUGAACGUCUUCAGGUGCGCAGUCACGACCUGGAGCAUCAACUGUUCUCGAAGGAGAAAGAGCUGGAGCAUCUUUUCCAGAAGCAGAAAAGGUUAGAGGUCCAGUGCCUCGAGCUGAACAGCGAGAAGCAGGAGAGCCACGUGGAGAACGUCAAGCUGAAGAUGACCAACGACGAGCUGUCCCGGGCGCUGGAGAGCACCAGCCAGGACCUGGGGCUGGCCCAGGAACAGCUGGCCAUGCUGCAGGAGCAGGCGGCCCGUCUGCAGCAGGAGAAAGAGAUGGAAAUGUACAGAGUUACUGAGGGACUGCAGAGGGAGAAGCAAAGUCUCAUGAAGCAGCUUGACCUCCUCAGAGAGAUGAACAAGCAUUUAAAAGAUGAACGAGACAUAUGCUGCGGAGUACCCCGGACCUCGCUCAGAAAGAAGCAGAAGCAGAGAGCGGGCCUCGACAAUAUGUUUGAUGACACCAGCCAGCCAAAAAGAGCCCCACUGUUGGUGGACGGGUCCUACCAGUCUCUGGAGGCCCUGCCUAUGGAGCACCUUCAAAUCGUGUUUGUUGCUUCCUCUUCCUGUAGUGAGGAUGACACCACCAUUGCCGCCCCCUCCUCCUUCUCCACCCCCACCGUUAGCGCCCCAGCAUGUCAACAACGCCCUGCUGCAAAGAAAAACACUGGCUUAGCCAACGGUUACGCCAACCCGGCUCCACCCAAAGCGAACGAUGUGAGGCCAAAGGUCAAAAAAACGAACGGAAAGAUGGCCGCCACUAAGAGGCUGACGGCGAAAGACAGAGACAGAGCGAAGAAAGUGGAAUUUAAGAAGAAGACAGACGCAGAAGAGGAGGCCUUGGACGCCCCUCCGGACGGGUGGCCCCUCCGCCGGGUCAUCUCUAUUGAGGAGGACCACCUGCCCCACCUGCUCCAAGGAGGGCCUCAACUUUUAAUGCACCAGCUCAGCGAGGAGGAAGACGGAGUGGAAGACGAGGAGGAAGAGGAAGCGCAGAGUGACGUUGAAACCAGUGUUGUCCUGGCAGUAGACCUGUCCGCCACCACACCCUCUGGUCACGUCCCUGGGUCGGCAGGAGCAAGGAAAUCCCGCUCCACCCAUACGAAAAAGACGCCCAUGUCUCCAAGAGGACAGCCAGUCGGGAAGGAGACCCAGCAAACGACACAUGAAGGAGCACUGUUUGCCCCAGACCGUCUCUUCAAAGUGGUCCUGGUCGGAAACUCGAGCGUAGGCAAGACAUCCCUGCUACGCUCCUUCUGUGAGGGCCGUUUCCAUCCUUCCACAACCGCUACUGUGGGUAUUGACUACAGUGUGAAGACACUUACCCUGGACAAUAUGCAGGUGGCCAUGCAGCUUUGGGACACGGCAGGUCAGGAGAGGUACCUCAGCAUUACCAAGCAGUUCUUUCGCAAGGCCGACGGUGUGGUGGUGAUGUACGACGUCACCGUGGAGGAGAGCUUCAGGGCUGUGCAACCCUGGCUCAGCAACGUCCAGGAAGCAGCAGGAGAAGGCAUCCCCAUCCUCCUUUUGGGCAACAAAAUGGACAUGGAUGGAGAGAGGGAGGUGUCAUUCAAAGAAGCCGAGCAACUGGCUUAUGAAAACAAGGUGAUGUUCUUUGAGGUCAGUGCCUACACUGCCAAGAAUGUGACAGAGUCCCUCACACACCUGGCAAGAGUGCUAAUGGAGCAGGAGGACAAGGUGAGAGACACCACAGUCGUUCUGAGUGCUCAGCCCAUAAAGAAGAAAGCCUGCUGCAAGUGAAGUGUAAACUCAAUUUACUAAGUCCUAGAUCACCUUUUUUUUUGCAUCUUUCAUAAGAUGACAAUGAAAUCGUUCUUGAACUUUAUAGUAGAAUGUGUCUUUUAAACAAGCAGGCUUUAUUUUGGCCCACAAAUGCACAACAUAUUGAAGUCCCUCAUGAAGGACUGUGAAGCCCAUUUCAACAUUAAACCAACUGUCAAGUUUAAAUGAUGAGGCUCAGAGGAAGAGCUCAUCUAGAGUGAAAAUAAGGUGCUGCACCAUUCCCUGUAUAUAAUGCUGUGUUGGAGAAAUCACAGUAGUGCUGUCUAUAAGAUUUAACAUAGAAAUAUAUUCUGUAUUAUAAUCACUUUUGAUAAAACCUCAACCGAGACAGAAAUCAUUAAUUUAACUGUAGUUUUUUUCCAUAAAUGAAUGCUAUCUUAAAAGUCUUAAUUUAUCUGUAUUUGUCUGAUGUAUGUUAAUGUAGUAAUGCUUUAUGUUUAAGCUUAAGAUGAACUAAAUGAUGUGGAAUUCAUUAAAAUAGCUGUUAGAAAUGAAAAUCAUGAGAGAAAGAAAAUCUGAUUCUUUGACAUUUUAUUCAUCAUCGUUGUUCAUCUUCUUUUUUUUUUUUCAUAUUCUUUGUCCGAUCAUAACAAAGUGGUACAUGACAUAUUGCAUCUGUGUUUGUUGCUGUUCUGAGGCAUUGUUCUGUUCUAUUCCGGCACCAAAGUACGUUUGCUCUCAA